ACGAGUACGACGACACAAGGGCAUCAGUAAUCAACAUGAAAUAAUUAUACCACAUGAUCCACGAGGGAAUUAUACGUCAUACUACAUGAUUCAAGUCAUUCAGAAUUCCAGAAUAAAUUUGGAGCUAUUUAAAACCUUCCAUUUUAUUUUGCAGUAGUCCUAGUAGAUGUUCAUUCGAUUUUCACGGUUCUAGUAAUACAACAUGUUUACAAUGGAAGCUUGGUUGAAAAAAGACACGGCUACCCAGACGAAAAACUCGAUUGUAUAUAGAUUGACAGAUGAUGACGAUAAUACACAACGAAGGAGAUGUCCUGGAGAUCUAGAGCAGUUCUCACAAAACACAACGCUACAUGGGCUUACCUUUAUCACGAGUAAAGAUUCAUCAUUAGCCAGGAGGCUUGCUUGGAUGCUCAUUGUUACCAGCAUGAUGAUAGUGUUUAUCUAUCUUGGAAUAAUUCAUAACGUAUUGCGAUACUUGGACCGUCCGAUUAAUACAAUAGUCUCAAUGAACUAUGUCAAUGAUAUGGACUUUCCUGCUGUAACAAUCUGUAAUUAUAACCAAUGGAGAGCGUCAAUGGUAGGUCCUGAACUUGAAGACGUCGUGUACUGGUUGUCAACGUCAAGUAUCCACUACCCAAAUCAGACUAUAUUGGAUUACCUGAAAUCGAAAGAAGGUGAACUCGAUAAAAAAGUAAACAUAUUUAACAUGACACACCAGAUAGAAGAUAUGCUGCGUGAGUGCACAUGGAAACAAAUUGAGCGCUGCAGGGCGGAUGAUUUCACGCGCGUGCUCACAGGAUGGGGAGUGUGCUACACAUUCAACAACCCACAGAACAUGAACGAAGUACGCAAAGUUAAACAGUCCGGCAGUAAUUACGGGUUAUAUAUGCGAAUUAACAUCGAACAAGAUGAAUACUUUUUUGGGGAUAAUACUGGAGCCGGAUUAAGGAUUUUAGUUCACCAUCAAGGGCAACGACCAUUAGUAAAAUCUCUUGGUUUUUCCAUCUCGCCUGGAUUCGAAUCACACAUUGGAAUGAGACGUACAAAGGUAAUGAAUCUCGGGCAUCCAUACAAAUCUAAUUGCCGAACUAAGCCUUUGAAAUACUCACAGUACUCAGUACAAGCCUGCAACUACGAGUGUUACGUUGAUCACGUGGUUAAAACGUGUGGCUGUCAAGAUUACCGUAUGCCAGGAGAUGCGCGGAGGUGUAGCGCAUACGAAUCAAUAACUUGUGUUAAUAACGCAUCGUCGGAUUUCAUUAACAAAGAGAGGAAAUGUGACUGUCCAACAGCCUGUACGGUUAACAUUUAUAACGUAAGAGUUUCUUCCACGUACUGGCCAUCGACUCACGUCACGGAAAUCAAGGGAAUUACAGAUGUUGAAGCCAGGAAAAAUUACAUGGACGUGAAAAUAUAUUUUGAAGAGUUGAGUUUAGAGGAAAUCCAACAGAUUCCUGCAUAUGGCUUUGAAGCACUUUUAGGUGACAUUGGUGGGAUUAUGGGCCUACUUUGCGGAAUGAGUUUAACGACCGUGUUCGAAUUUCUUGACUUCUUUCUCUGUGCUGUCAUCAAGACGUGGAAACGAAGUUAAUUCCAACAACCGACAAUCUGCGAAAAUUGCAAUACACAAAUACAUAAAAAGAUAUCAACGAUGUAAAUACACUUAACUAUGACUUUUUCGUGGGUUUUGUAAGCCAAAGUAUCAGUUUGCUAUACCGAACUCUGCUGUAAUUAGAAAUCUACUUAUGAUUCUAUCCAGUAGGAGAUCAUUUUGCAAUACCAUUAAUGGGGUUGAUAAAUGGAGUUGACUACCUUAUUGGUUAAGAUGCUUGCGUUCCAAUCUCAUUGUACUGGGUUCAAUUCUUGUCUCGGUAACAAGGUUUGUUUUUCUCACAACCAAAAUAACUCCACUUCCUAAUCUCUAAUAAUGAUACUCAGUCUAAUGUAGAGUAUCUUGUGUGUAUAUUUGUCUUGUGACUUUAUUGCCACUUGGAAGUAUUAUGAAGUUCACUAUUUGGCAUAUCUUUGGCCCUAGUGCCUAAAGCUGAAUAAACAAAA
Molecule: messenger RNA, 2058 nt
Organism: Anneissia japonica
Lineage: Eukaryota; Metazoa; Echinodermata; Crinoidea; Comatulida; Comatulidae
Product: acid-sensing ion channel 4-A-like
Exons: 8
Coding region: 203-1591 (462 amino acids)
Biological process (GO): sodium ion transmembrane transport
Cellular component (GO): membrane
Molecular function (GO): ligand-gated sodium channel activity
Source: RefSeq, a predicted model, not a curated record